GGAGCUUCUUAUUGGUCCGCUGAGUUCCGGCGCGAGUGCAGAUUGAAAACAGCGCCGCGCUCAAACUGAGGCUCUUUUUCUUUUGAAUUCAUAAACGAAGAGAAAGUCAAUAAGAGCGCGACUUUAGUUUAGAUCUUAUUCAACUGUUCGGCUCGUGUUCGGUUCACUGGAAUUUGGUUCCGCUAGUGAAGCUAACAAAGCUAACUGUCUCAGCGGAUGCGGCCCGAGCAGGAAGCUAACGCGGCUAACUGACGUCAGCGGGCGAUUCCAGGUGAAGUGACCGAGCAGAGGUGCUCUCUGACGGGCAAAGCGGGAUGAGCUGCCCGGUGAAGCUCCAGGCUCUGCCGCCCGGCGUAUUUGAGGAGGUGUUUACCCCGGAGAACGUGAGAGGAAGAACCUCCACAAAUUCUCUGAGUUUCCCCAAAUCCAGAUUAUCUUUAUGGGAUGGUACCGCCACAGGAGAUAAGCUCCAGCUCCAGCUCUGCUCACGCAGGAAGCCCCGGGUGGUUCUCUUGGAGAAAGCGCUGCGUCUCGCCCAGCGCCAUGUCCGUCACAGCAACAAGCGCCGGCUCCACUGUUUCUUUCUUGGAUCAGUGUCUGUGAACGCAGAUGAAGCGGGGCUCACGGUGACUCUGGAACGCUUUGAUCCGGGUCGGGACCAGACUGGAUCCUCGGCCCGGGUUCCCUCAGCUCUGUUACCUGGAGACAUCCUGGUUCCUUGUGUGUUUUCCACUGAGCCGGAGACGACACCCAACCCUGUGGUCCAAUCAGAGGCUGAGCUGCAUCACUGCAUAAAGGUGUUGCAGCAGUGUGUGAGCAGCAGACAAUCCCUGGAUUUGUCUCAGUUGAUAAAGGUCAGAGGUCGUGUGGUCAGCUGUCAGCAGUGUGACGCGGCAUCGUUCAGUCUCAGCUGGUCGGCCGUGUGUCCGUCCAUCUGCAUGGACGUCCAGUCUGUCCGUGCCGUCCCCAUCAUCCCCACCGCUCUGCUGAGAAGUCUGACCGGCACCAGCCGCUCGCUGCAGCCCGCCAUCGGCCGCCAGAGAGGGUUUUUGACCAUGGAUCAGUCCAGAAAACUGCUGCUGCUGCUAGAGUCUGACCCCAAAGCUGUGAACCUGCCACUGGUCGGACUGUGGCUCAGUGGAGUCACACACAUCUACAACCCUCAGGUUUUCGCCUGUUGUCUGAGGUUCCUGUUUAGCUCCGCCCUUCAAGACAGAGUUCUCUCAGAGAGUGGCUGCUUCCUCCUGGUUCUGUUCUCUGAAACUCAUAGAACUCCUCAGUUCUUCCAGUGUCGACCUGGUCCUGGUCCUGGUCCUGUUCCUGGACUCCCGCUGGACUGUGAGCUCCUGACUGGCUUCCAGUCCAUCACACUCUACCAGCAGGUGGCGCCAGUGGAUGGUCAGACUCUGCAGUGUGAGCUGACCAAAGCUCAGGGCAGACACAUGGAGAUCUUCAGAGACGCUCAGAGCUCCUUCAACAGCGCCCCCCCUUCAGCUACUGGUCUGUCUGUCAGUGAUCAGGACUCUGGAGUAGAGGAUGAGGACCUGUCUCCGCGUCCGUCCCCGAGUCCUCACCCUCCCGCUUCACAGACACGCAGAGUUCAGCCGUCGGUUCCUGAACUGUCUCUGCUGAUUGACAGCAGCUUCACCUCCAAUCACUGUGGCUCCACCCACACACUCGCCCCUGACAGAAAGUGUGCUCCUCCAAACAGAAACACCUCAUCCUCCUCCCCCUCCCCAAUUCUCAGACCUGCUCCUCCUCCUCACCUCCACAGCACCCCUAACCCCCACCUGCAGCAGCCUUGCUCUUGCUGCUCUGCCCACAGUUGCCAACCCACCACCAUCGUCUCCUCCCCCUCAGCCGUGGCCUCCUCCCCCACCCUCCCUCCUACUGCCUCCUCCCUCCUCUCCCCACAGUGUGAGGACCCCUCCCCUCCUGCAGACCUCGUGUCCCCCUCUUGUCUCCCCCGCCCAACCUGCAGGGACCAGGGCUUUGGUCAGGUGGGCGGAGACGUCCAAUCAGACACCUUCCAGCUCCUCCUCCACCAGGACCGACAGCUGCGCCUCCUGCAGUCUCAGGUGCAGAUGUUGUUGGAAGCUCAGGGGAAGAUUCAGGCCUCCAGUCAGCAGGUGGCACAAAGGAACAUGAACAGUAUCGCUGUGGGGACAGGUUCCAGUCUGUUCUGGAGUGACCCUGUCCAGAAGGCACAGGCUCCACCCCUCUCCCCCUCCUCCUGUAGACGCACCUCACAGGACCUGUCAAUCACUAUGCCUGUGGGCGGGUCUGAGCCUAGUGACAUUAUCACACAUCAGGUGGCUCCCUGUUCCCCCGCUGCUCAGCACAGUGGAUCAUCUUCAUCGUCUCCAGCUGAUUGUCCUCACAGUCCACAGAGUGUGAGCAUGUUGAGAAGAGAAGACGAGGAGGAGGAGCAGCAGAGCUUCUACCACAACCUGAUGACUCAGCUGACCACUCGUCUUCAGGAAUCAGACAGCAGAGAGGAAGUGAAGGAAGAGGAGGAGCCCGGCAGGAGGAGGAGGAGGAGCCUGUCGAUGGUUUCUGACAGCUCUUCCUCUUCAUGGAUGAAGCAACAGAGUCCAGCCGCAGCAGAUACUGUGGUCAGUGCGACGCUGCGUCAGCUGCAGCAGCUCGGAGUGGACAUGGAUGAAGUGACAGAGUCUCAGAGACGAGUCACAGCUGUGGAGAGUGCCGGCACUCUGGCCAGCAUCAGCCCAGCAGCCGUCGUGUCCAGAUUGUCCGUGACUGACCCGAGCGUCACCUCUCUGUUUCUGUCUUCCGGCGCGGGCAGCAGGAGCACCGUUGACCUCAGUCUGGAGGCCAAUGCCAUCGCACUGCGUUACCUCAGCAACUCUCAGCUUAGCAGGUUGUCUCUGGGAGGCCACACCCCCCAGCCAGACCACGCCUCCUCCACUGACUCCCUGCUGUCACCUAGCAACAUGUCUCUGGCCACUAGGAAGUACAUGAGGAGAUACGGUUUGAUCGAGGAGGAGGAGGAGGAGCAGCAGCAGAAGGAGGUCAGAGUUCAGGGGGCAUCACCUCAUCUCCUGUCCCCCGAACCUCUAAGUGCAAAACUCCACCCCCAGAGUCAGCUGAUCAGAGACCUGCGUCCAAAGAUGCAAGUGUUGUCCAGAAACAGCAGAACAACAAACGCCAUAGACAAAGAGAACUGCCUUGAAAGGCGGCCAUCUUUAGUGAGGGCGAGCAGCCACCAAACGGAGGCGUCCAUGGGAAACAUCCUGGACCUGAGUCGACUGAGACAACUGCCCAAACUCUUCUGACCCAACAAACUCCUGUGACAUUAAAUACUCCACAUGUUGAAACAUGCAACUUCUUCAAAGAUCAAACACUUUUUUUUUUAAUAAAUUGUGAUUUUACCGGUGAGACUGAUUUUAAUGGAAUGUGUCUGUGUGUGUUCAUGAUUACACUAAUAAAAGUCUUAAUAAUACUUUUAAA
This is a messenger RNA of Solea senegalensis (Senegalese sole), 3471 nucleotides long. It is a transcript of the gene stil, whose product is annotated as STIL centriolar assembly protein. The record is from RefSeq and is a predicted model, not a curated record. Gene Ontology annotation, biological process: centrosome duplication; mitotic spindle organization; protein localization to centrosome. The transcript is spliced from 16 exons. Bases 315 to 3296 code for a protein of 993 amino acids. Gene Ontology annotation, cellular component: centrosome; centriole. Lineage: Eukaryota; Metazoa; Chordata; Actinopteri; Pleuronectiformes; Soleidae.